GUGCAUUGGACAUGUCGGCAUUCGGCGACUUUUCAACAUCAGGAGGAGGGACAGCAGGAGCGCAGGCGACUCGUCAGCCGCCCACCACGGUCGUAAGCACCGUUGAAAGCGGUACCCUAGACAUGCUAGCGUUCGGUGGGUUUGGGAGUUUUGGAAGGGUUGACGACGCUACGCCCGUCGCUGCGGCAGCUCCCGCGGUGAAGCCACCUCCGCCGCAGCGGCAGCCGCCGUCGGCUCUGGAGACGGGCACGCUUGACAUGUCUGCGUUUGGCGUUUUCGGAGGCUUCGGCGCUGAGCCUGCGCCCCCACCGCCGCCACCGCCGCUGGCAGCUCAGAUGGUUCGUUCGCAGCAGGGGGCGCUAGAUACGGGCAUGCUGAACAUGUCAGCAUUCGCUGGCUUCGGCGCUGAGCCGCCACCGCCGCCGCGGCCGUCGCCGCCCAAAUCCGCCUUGGAAAGCGGCACCUUGGACUUCUCAGCGUUCAGUGGUUUCGGCGGUUUUGCCGUCGACCCGCCUCCGCCUUCGCCCCCUCUGCAACCGCCGCCUCAGCCGUCGCCAAGCCGACAUGCGUCCGCAUUGGACAGCGGCAUGCUCGACAUGUCGGCGUUCGGAGGUUUCGGAGGCUUUGGCCAGGAGCCGCCGCCGCCACCCCCGCCGCCGCCGCCGCUGCCGCCAGCACCGCCGCCGCCGCCGCCACCUCCCCAACCACGCGCCGCAGACCCACUGCACUCUGGCAUGCUCGACAUGUCUGCUUUUGGAGGGUUUGGAAUCGGCCAAUACUCCCAGCAAGACGAUGGCGACGCGUACGACAAUCGCGCCGCCGCCGCCGCGUCAAGGGCACCUGUGCCUGUGAUCAUCAGCGAAGCAACACCGCCGGCUCCAUCGACGUUGACGUCUGCAGCGGCGGCGGCGCCUCCACCUCUUGACACUGGCAUGCUGGACAUGUCAUCGUUUGGAGGCUUCGAUAUGGGAUGGACGGCGCCUCCUCCGCCACCGCCACCGCCUUUGCCGCCAGCGACAGCUGCAGAAUCACCACCACGUCAGCUGGGCCCGCCGCUGCCCGCCGCCUCUGCCUUUGAACAUCGGCCAUCACUACCGCCGCGCUCUGCCCUGGACUCCUGGACCUCAAGCUCCUCCGGACCUGCGGAUUCCGUACCCGCACCUGCUGCCUCAUCCUCACAGCCAGGCGUGGCAACAACGGCAACACGAAGCGCCGGAGCCAGCGGUAACGUCAACGACCCAUGGGUCACCUUCCCUCGUGUGCCUGAGCCAGCUACCGCCGCCGACCCCGAGCUACCCGAGCUGCUGCUGGCGGCUGACGAGGUUGCAGAGCUGCAUCGCCUGCUCGGACAAGACCCGCCUUCAUCCCAGAAUGACCCAUCACCAAAGCCCGCCUUGACGGCGGUCCUGGAUUCCGCUGCUGCUGCUGCGCCUAGGAAACGGCGAGGCAGCGACGGUGCUGACGACGCGGUCGAGGAUGCUGUGGCGUCGCUGAGGGCGCUGGGUUUAACGCCCGAGGAUGGGUUGGAGCUAUGCCGUCUUGCGGUUGCGUUGAGCCGAAAGACCGUUGAGCAGUUGGGCGGCGGCGGCGUCGUUGGAGGUGGUGGUGCGACGGAUGUAACCGCGGGCCUGGAUUUUGCCGCCAGGGCGUUUCUAGUGCAGGCCCGUCUGGCGGCAGUUGGGGCGCAUGCGGCAGCAGCUGCAGCGGCAGCCACAGGAGGUCAGGACGAUGGUGCCUUUGCGGCGGCGGUUAGCCGGCUGUUCAGGCCUGUCUCCGUGUCUCGCUCCUCUGCCGCCCCUCCCGCUUCCAACCCCGUCUCCUCCGCACCUUCCUCCGCCACGCUUGCCUCCCCGGGCACCAUCGGCGCUCCCUCCGCCUUCUCCGCAACCGCUACCCGUCUGGACCCCGCAGCCAACCCAUCCGAUCCAACGUCAUACUCCUUAGGCAAGCCCACCUCCCGUAAAGGGCUCAGAACCAGCGGUGCCGGUACUCGCGGAUCCCGAGGCGCCAGCGGCGGCACUAGCGGGCCAGCAAGCCGCCGCAGCCGCAGCGUGCGCAGCGUGCUGAGUGUGUUUUCCUUUGCUUCGCUACCGGGUUCAUUGUACGGAGAUGGAUCUGGGAGUACGAAUGUUGCUGGUGACGUGGGUGCCGUACAUCACAACGACGGUGACGGCGGCAGCAGCAGUAGCAGCUGGUGGCGGUUGUGUGGGCUGAUGGAGGGUCUCGACAUGCGCAGUUGCUUGAUGGCGGUUGCAAGCGGCAGUCAGGCGCAGCUGCUAGAGGCGGUGCUGCCGAGUGUCCCAUGGGUCGCUUCGGUGGAUGAGGAAGCCUCCGCGGCGCCGGAUGGGCGACAUGCGGGAGGGAUGAUGGGCUCUGGAGCAGGUUCGGGUUCCAGCUCUGCCGCCGCCUCUCAGCCGCGACCUGCGCUGUCGUGGCCGCUGCUGCGCAAGGUGGGCGCGGGCUUCUGGCUGGCUGACCCACGGGUCGUUCGGGAGCAAGCGGAGGCGCUCGCCAAGGCGCAGUACGCCCGGCGGAAGGAGCCGUACGACUGCGCGCUGCUGUACCUGGCACUGGGGCGGAAGGCGCUGCUGCUGAGCUUGUUCAGGCAGGCCAGCAAUCUCAAGAUUGCGGAGUUCCUGCUCAAGGACUUCAGCCAGCCGGAGCCGCGUCGCUCGGCGGCCAAGAACGCCUUCGCGCUGCUGGGACAACACAGGUACGAGCUAGCAGCGGCCUUCUUCAUCCUUGCAGCUCAGCCGCAAGAGGCGGUGAGCGUGCUGGUCCGGGAGCGACGAGACCCCCAGCUGGCGUUGCUGGUGGCAAGGCUGCUGGAUGCUCCUGCAGCGGGCGGCAACGGCGGCGGCGGCGGCGGCAUCAUGAGCGUCAGCAGUAGUGGCAGCAGCAGCCUUGGUCUUGGAGGGCCGCUGGCGAGACGGCUGAUCGAAAAGGAGCUCCUGCCCCUGGCGCUCGCCUCCCGGGACCCCUGUGCGGUGGCUUGCCUGGACUUGCUGGCCGGGCAACCCCUGCGCGCCGUGAUGCGGCUGCUGUGCUGCGGGGGCGGCGGAGGUGCAGUACCUGGUGCUGGCGGCAGCAGUGGCAGGAGCAGCAAUGACGGCAGCAGCUGCAUGGGCAUGGCCGGCAGCAUGGGUGACGAUGCUGCUGCGGCGGGCGGACUGGAAGGGCCUGGGUUGGCGUUGGACGCUACGGCUCUGGACUACUGCUUGCAGGUCGGCGUGCAACAUCUUUCUGGCAAGCCAGUCCCCCGAUCGGCCUGUCGCUCCCUACGCCGCCUUGCGCUACGCACCAGCCGCGUCCUGGAGCAAGCCGGCCUCGCCUCCGCGGCCCUUGAGGCCCUGCUAGUGGCAGCGGCCUUGGCGCCGCCUGCCGGCCCCCAAGCAGCGACCCGAGCGGGACCGCUGCCACCCGCCAUGGCACGACGCUACAGCCGCUUGCUAGCAGCCUGCCUUAGCUUCAGCCUGGGAGAGGUAGCGAGCCCUACGGAACGCGAACCGCAGCACCAGCAGCCCCAGCAGCAUGACUGCAUGUCGCAAGGAGAAGGAGGUGCUGGUUGGCAGCGGAGGGCGCUCCAGGCACUUGCGGCCUUGGGCCCUAUGUUGAGCCACUCAUCCGUGGAUCAAACUGCCGUACUGCGGUUGCUCGGUCGCCACGUCAACGCCAGCAAACGUGUACGGCAGCAGCCCCUGGUGCCGCCGGAGCUGCUGAUGACACGUCCCCCGCCACCGGCUUCAGCUGCAGCGGCGGCGCACACCUCCCAUCAUCAACAUCAGCAGCAGCAACAACAACAACAACAACAGCAUCCAGGGCAUGCUCAGCAGCUGCCCCGGCAGCAAGGGUCCGCUGGCGGCACUCCUCUUCCCGCUCUGCCUGCUCACCAGCAUCCGCAUGCGUUGUUGCGAGGUACCGGCCCAGGACCUGUGGGCCUACAUGGACCUGACUCCGGGCAGCAACAAGGCCCGACCUACCCUGGCAUGGGGCCAGGCCACCAAUCAGCGUUUGCGGCUGUUGGUUCUGCUGGCGGUACGGCGGAGCAGGGUGCCGCCGCGGCUACAGCAGCACAUUUGGCGCGUCUGCGCGUCAGUCGCAGCAACAGCGGCGGCGGUGCCGGCGGCGGCGGCGCUGGUAGUGGUUAUAGCUCAGGUCGUUUGUCGCCGCAGUCUUCUACAGGCAGCCUUUUCGGGGGUGCUGCAGCUGGGAGUGGAGGAACAGCAGCAGCAGCUGGUGUCCCAGGGGGGCUGGGAGUAAGCCCCGAGGGCUCUGCAUGUAGCACACCCGGCGGACCCAUGGGUCACCAGCAGCACCGCCAAAGCAGCGGCAGCUUCUCAGGUCCUCAAGGCCGCCCGCCGGUGCCGCCACCAGCGUACAUGGCAGCAGGGGCAGGGGGGUAUCCACAUCAGCAGGGACCCAUGGGUCGGCACCAGCCGCCGGCGGCGCCGUCCAGCCCCAAGUCCUCGGCUCAUGGCGGCGAGGGCGCGCGGAGGGGCGAGGGUGUUGCAAGCGGCGGCGGCGGCGGCGGUCCUAGCGGCUGGGGCGCCUUCGAGGCCCCCUGGGACGUUCUUGCUGUGGAGGGCGACCGCUGCCGGGCUGUGGCUGUGCUGCGAGGGCGAGGGAGGGGCGUUGGAGAGGAGGGGCAGCUCCCCUUCGCGGUCGCUACAGCCAAGAGCGGCCUGCUGGGGGGCCUGCUGGGACCUCCCGCCCUGGCGCCGCCGCCCAAGUCCGCUGCGGCCGGGCCGUCGUCGCUCUUCCUGGGCCUCAUGCAGAGCGUGCUUCAUCACGUCCGCUGGACGCCCGACCCAUGGGCCAUGAUGUCGGGCGAUUUUGGUGUGGACAUGGCCGUUGCACCGGGUGGCACGGCAGCAGGCGGUGGCGGCACCGGCGGAGCCGCCUCUGCUGGUGGUGGUGGUGGCGGUGGCGGUGGCGGUCACCGAGGGGGGCACCCGGGCCCGCCAACGCAUGCUGCUAGCAGUGCUGGCGGCGGUGGUAGCGCCGGUGGACCGGGCGUGACGGGUGGCACGUCCACAGUCACGUUGGCUGCUCACCCGGAGACGGACGUGUACCUAUCAGGCAGUAGCAGCCUGCUCGUCUACCAGUGGCGCUUUGGGGAGCCGCACGCGCACACCGCAUACGUCCCCUGCCUGGAACCCUACGCCGGCGGCGGCCCCGGCGCCGCUGCGGCAGCGGCCGCCGCUCGUUCGCGCGCGGCCGCCACUGGCGGCGGCGGCGGUCCGGCUUCCGCCGCCGCCUCCGUCGCCUCCGCACUGGACCUGCAUGCGCCGCAUUGGGGCCACGCGGCGGCUCUGUCGUACAGCACCCCCAGCGGCGGCCGCUUCGCUGGCAUCGGCGAGGGCGGGUUGGUAGCGCUGUGGCGGGCGGAUGCAAUGGGUCCCGGAGGACUGGGAUAUGCCGAUUGGACGCAUCAGUGCGUGAGCCGCCACGGCCGUGCCGUGAGUUUCGUUGGUGACAGCAGCAGCCAAGUGCUGGUGGCGGGGCAGGGCGAGAGGGGCGGGCUGGUGGGCUGGUGGGAUUCCCUGGCGCCCUCCUCGGCAGCUUGCGUGGCGGAGAUUCGCGGACGCAAGGCGCUGCCGACGGCGCUGGCGCUGCUGCGACCGGACGCGGGUGGCGUGCUGGUGUUCGGAGACGAAGCGGGUGACUUGGUGGCUACCGACCUGCGCAUGAUGUCAGCCCGGGAGUACAUUUGGACCAUCCCUCGAGCACACUCCGGCCCCGUCACUGCCAUGGCCCAGUGGGGCCACACCGCAGCUGGCGUCCUGAACCUGCCGCCGGUGCUGCCAGCGGGUGCCGGCACCUCUUCUGCCGCCAGCUCGCAUCCGUACCAACCGCCAGUACCGCACCAACCGCCGGUGCAGCUGCAACAGGCCCGAAUGAGCAACCUGCUGGUGUCGGGUGGAAAGGACGGCAGUUUGGCGCUGGUGGAUAUCAGCUCGGGCAGGGUGGUUGCCUCGUUGGACCGAGCGCACAACUCCACACGCACCGGACUGCCCGGGCUGCUGGCGGCAGCUGCCGCAUCCACCGGCGGGGCCCACAGGGCCGUGGACCGCAGCAUCGUUCGGCGCUCGCGUCCGGCGACCGCUGCGGGUGUGGCGGUGAGCGGGUUGUGCUGCAUGCGUGAUGCGGGUGGUGUGCUGAGCUGCGGGGCGGAUGGAGCUGUGAGGUACCAUCCGUUUGCUCCACAGCUGCUGGACCUGAGGAGAUGAGGAGGAGGUGGAUGCUGCUGCGAGAAGGGGUGUGACGGCUCAAAAGGUACGCUGUGUGUUGUUAGAGAUGCAGGAUAUAGGGCUGUUGUCCUUUGGGUGUACGUUGGCUAGCUGGACAGUUUUCUGUUGGGAGGAUUCUCAGACGUGAUGACCUAGGGUGCAAGUAGGUGUCGCUGUGCGGGUUGUAGUGAUGCGCAUCGUUCGGUCGGCUACCGAUGUGACGGCUACCGUACACUUGGCAAACAUGGAAAAGAUGAGCGAGGAUGAGGGCAAUCCAAAGGCGGAAAAGCGGCUAUCGGCAGGAACAGUAGUAGGCAGCAGCUUUAAGAGCUUCUUGGGUGCUCAGGCCGUUGUUACAAUGCGCAAGCAACGCUGUUCCAUAGCGUCGCGCAUAGGAGGGUAAGGAUGGCAUGCAGGUGCUGUCGUG
Messenger RNA from Astrephomene gubernaculifera, 6657 nucleotides. The record is from the annotation of a GenBank genome assembly. NCBI's taxonomy places the organism in Eukaryota, Viridiplantae, Chlorophyta, Chlorophyceae, Chlamydomonadales, Astrephomenaceae.